This is a messenger RNA of Phytomonas sp. EM1, 3192 nucleotides long. The record is from the annotation of a GenBank genome assembly. Lineage: Eukaryota; Euglenozoa; Kinetoplastea; Trypanosomatida; Trypanosomatidae.
AUGCCCAUGAAGGUUUUUAUGCGAUAUAAAAGUGACUCUCAAGAAAGUAAUGUUCAAAUGCCGAGCGAAGAUAACUUCGUAUUUGAUUGUGACCAUGAUACGCAGAGCUUCACAGAACACCAAGGUACAGUGUCUCCUUUACAGAAGAAAUCUCUAAAUGAGCAGGAGGAGUCAGACGAAUGGUUUGAGCUUUUAUUUUACGAUUCUCCCUCAAAUUUCGAUGCUGAGCAUAGUGUUAUCGAUGACCCAUUCCCACAGGAGCAGCCAAAUGAAUCCAGAGUAUCCUCCGUAUAUGAAAAGGAAAGUGAAGCAAAAGACACAGCAAUCACUACCUCGGGGGUGGAAAAGGACAAUGAAGCGGAUGGAGGCGACAAUUUCUUCUUGUAUAUGCAUGACUCAGACAAUGAAGCUGUUGUGGAGGGUACUGCCACGAGCCAGGAGACGGGAGAAGUGUCUCUCGCUCAUCUCGGGUUCUCUGAAGAAGCGGGAGAAUCUAAUAUUUUGGGAGAUUCAUUCUGUGUGCAAAGGGAUGCUGAUGCAGGCUCUGUUAACUCUACUGUUAUCAAACAGCAAGAGGCCUUCCCACUAUCCCAUGAGCCGGCACGGAAAUACUCUUCCUCUAUUCAUCUGCUUCAUCUUGAUGAUGAUUACGAGGCUUCAGGACCUUGUGAGGGUCUGUUUCAUGACCUCGAAGAAUCCGCACAGCAGGACUGGAGUGCGCAUUGCAAAUACAAUGAGCAUUUUAGUGAACACGUGCCUGAUACCCAGGAUGGGGAUGAGGCGCAUGAGGAGGGUGAUCUACAUGAAUUGAGUCGCUCUUGGCAACGCAAGAGCGUCCAGGUGAGCUUUAACGAGGUGGAGGUGCCGCUGAAAAUUCCUGACAAGGCGGGACACAUUGUUGAAGAGGCUACUACGGUGGGUAUGACGAAGGAGACGCAGAUGAUGACUCAGGAUAAUACGGGUAAACCAGCAUCUGCUUCUGCGACACCCAACAGCAACGCCAUCAUACCGACAUUGGCUCGCAUGAUGGAUGGCCAGGGUUACCUUUCACAGCAGGAUAAACUGUACCUCGCGCCGCAGCCACUGGCGGAGCUGCGGCUGGAUGAAGAGUGUAGCCGAACGCGGUCGAAGAUGUGUGUUCUAGUAGUCUUCGCGGCGAAUGAUCUGCGUGUGCAUGACAACUAUAACCUCGCAUUGGCUUCCAUGCGUGCAUACGCUGCAGGAGGGCUUCCUGUAGUGGCGCUGUGUGUACUAGACUAUCGCACCUUUGCGCAACCGAGUCUGGUGGGUGGUUUUUUCCGUCAGAGUCCACAGCGGGCUCAGUUUCUGCUUGACACCGUCGCCGCUUUGCGUCGUAAGCUCGAGGACAGCGACCUGCGCGUGCCCCUCCUGAUUCGCUGCGGCCGACCAGAGGAGCAUGUCCCGAGGCUAGUGGUGGAGCUUGGAGCAGUGGAUGUGUUUUUAACAACGCAAUACGCCCCACAUGAGCGCCGUGUCCACGACUAUAUCUUGCAGCGCAUUAAGAAACGGUGUUGGGUAAGUCGAAGGGUUCUCCAAAACGGUGACUUCGGCUUUGGGAGCCUGACAGAAAUGCCUGAUCGAGACGAAAGCACAGGGGAAGAACUGGUGGAGGUAGUGGAGCAUACUGACAGACAUCCCUACAUGAGCACACGAUCUGAAACUGAGCUUCGCUCGUUAGAUGAGCGGGUGACGGUGCACAGCGUGUGGCAGUCAACGCUCGUCCACCUGGACGACCUUCAGACACCAGUGGCCGCCAUGAAGGAAGGGGAGCGCUGGUACCAUGACGACGUCACAACGGCUGUUAUCCGACCAACAAAGCCCUACAACUGGCAUAUUUCUCGGUUAAAGGAUCUGCCAGUCAUUGCAAAACUGUUGCCCAGUGAACGGGAGCGUCUGGGGUUGGAUCAGCCUUCUCUAUUGCGGGGUCGCCUUCCGACGCUAGAGGAGCUGGGCUAUGGUGAUACACCACGUCUCUUUCGCUUUGAGGAGGUUAUCGCGACGCAGUCAUCGCAUCCCACCGCUGGUGAGGAUGCCGCAAUAGAACGGGUGGAGGACUGGCUUGAUCAAGGUGGCAUGACGUCCAUGAUGCGCUUCGCCCGCAUGAGGCGCACUAACACGAAGAUGUACUCCCAAAAGCUCUCGCGUGUGUCGCCGUACAUCGCUACGGGUGCUCUUUCGCCACGAAAAUUUUAUGAGAUGUUGCGCACUCACACACACGCUAAUCUUCGAGAUGGAUUUGUGCAGAUGCAGUACCGCGAGGCAUUGCUUCGGCUGUCACGGCGGGAUUACUGGCACUGGAUGGGGCUACGCUACGGGGAUCGGCUCUUUUUUCCGUAUGGCCCGCAUCCUGAAGAGACGGAUGGCAUUGCCGACUGGAGGCACGACGGCGCUAUAGUACAAAAGUGGUGCAUGGGCCUCACGGGGAUUCCGUUCACGGACGCGGCAAUGCGAGAGCUGCUGGGAACCGGUUUUGUGGCGCACGAGGGGCGCCAAGCUCUUGUAUGGCUUCUCACACGUGGCUACGGGCAGGACUGGCGGCUCGCAGCCGAAUGGCUUGAACGUUGCUCUCUGGAUUUUGACCCAUUUGUUUGCUACGGUAACUGCGCGUACUUCAGUGAGCUCAUGCACGAUGACUUCGGGGAGCCCGUGCGAAACGUGCACUUUUUAGCGCAUCAUCAUGAUCAAACUGGAAUCUACAUUAAGAAGUGGCUGCCUCAGCUUUCGAAAAUACCUCCUGUCUAUAUACAUCGCCCACACAUUCUUACACCUCGCAUGCAGGCCAUGCAUGGUGUGUAUAUAGGCAAGAACUAUCCUUAUCCACUCAAGCUAUGGCAGGGAGCACAUCGAGCGCUGACAAGUGCAGAUCUGAAGGCUUACUUUCCAGACUUGCAUAAUUUGAGAGGUCCUGGGUACGCUGAGGCAGCUCGGCACGGUAUGGCCCUUAUGCAGCCGGAGGAAUGGAACCAUGCUUUCAAUGCUGCUUCCAUAAGAGGACAACCAUGGAUGCGCGGUAGCCUUUUCGCCUCAGCAUUUGAGGAUGUGGUGGAGGAGGAAAACGUUGCUGUGGUCACCCACGAUGCUAAAUCUACUGCUAGUGCCAUGGAUAAAACUCUCUUUGCAUCUGAAAGUUUCUGUAAUCGCAUGUCACAGAUAGGAGCUAUUUGCAAUUGA